This is a messenger RNA of Drosophila hydei, 1952 nucleotides long. RefSeq names its product phenylalanine--tRNA ligase beta subunit (gene beta-PheRS). Gene Ontology annotation, cellular component: phenylalanine-tRNA ligase complex; cytoplasm. Gene Ontology annotation, molecular function: RNA binding; ATP binding; magnesium ion binding. The record is from RefSeq and is a predicted model, not a curated record. NCBI's taxonomy places the organism in Eukaryota, Metazoa, Arthropoda, Insecta, Diptera, Drosophilidae. The coding region runs from base 90 to 1868 and encodes 592 amino acids. Gene Ontology annotation, biological process: phenylalanyl-tRNA aminoacylation. The transcript has 5 exons.
UCAAACAUUACUUUUUAAUAUUUCUUAAUAUUUAAAAUUAAGAAAAUUUGUAUCUAAGGAGAUAUCCGUAAUUUAUUUAAAUUAACACGAUGCCAACAAUUGGAGUUAAACGUGAUCUGCUCUUCGAUGCACUCGGCAAGAAAUACACCGAUGAUGAGUUCCAAGAACUAUGCUUUGCCUUCGGCCUGGAGCUAGAUGAAGUGACAACAGAGAAGCAAAUGCUCACUAAAGAGCAAGGCGACGUUGCGGCAGCUGCGGAUGCCAGCGAGGAAAUCAUCUACAGGAUUGAUAUACCGGCGAAUCGCUAUGAUUUGCUUUGUAUGGAAGGUUUAGUAACGGGUCUGCGAGUAUUUCAGGGCAAAGUGAAGCCACCCAAGUUCGAGUUUGUGGAGCCAGCGCAGCGCCAAGUGCUGAAAAUUACGCCUUCGACAGCGCAAAUUCGUCCUUUUGCUGUGGCCGCAGUGCUGCGAAAUGUUACCUUUACGCAGGAAUCGUACAAUAGCUUUAUCGACCUGCAAGAUAAGCUGCAUCAAAAUAUUUGCCGCAAACGUACUUUAGUGGCUAUUGGCACUCACGAUCUGGACACCAUAAAAGGACCAUUCAGUUAUGAGGCCUUGGCGCCGGAUCAAAUUAAAUUUGUCCCACUAAACCAAACGCAAGAGCUGAACGGCAUUCAGCUUAUGGACUUCUAUGCCACGCAUGCACAGCUUAAGCAAUAUUUGCCCAUCAUACGCGAUUCGCCUGUCUAUCCAGUUAUUUAUGACUCCAAUCGCGUGGUGCUGUCGCUGCCGCCAAUUAUCAACGGAGAUCACUCAAAAAUUUCACUAAAAACCAAAAAUGUGUUCAUCGAAUGUACUGCCACAGAUUUGACCAAAGCCAAGGUGGUGCUGGACACUAUUGUAUGCCUCUUCUCCGAGCACUGUGCGAAAAAAUUUACUGUCGAGCCAUGUGAUGUGAUACAAACUGAUGGUACCAUCAUUUCCUAUCCGGAGCUGGCGGUGCGUGAAGAGCGUGUAUCGGUGAAACGAGCCAAUGCGUACAUUGGCAUCAACGAACCCGCCAACAAACUGGCGGACAUGCUAACACGCAUGUAUCUGGAGGCCGAGGUUGAUGCCAAGGAUGGCGACUCACUAAACGUAAAGAUUCCACCAACGCGUCAUGAUGUCAUACAUGCCUGCGACAUCUACGAGGACAUUGCCAUCGCAUUUGGCUACAACAACAUCAAGAAAUCAUUGCCAGCCUUUAUGCAAAUCGCCAAACAGUUUCCGCUCAACAAAUUGACCGAGCAGCUGCGCGAGCAAGUGGCACAGGCCGGCUUCACCGAGGCGCUCACAUUUACGCUUUGCUCACGCGAUGACAUAGCGCUGAAGCUGAACAAAGACAUCGAAGCUUUGCCUGCUGUCCAUAUAGGCAAUCCCAAGACCUUAGAAUUUCAAGUGGUGCGCACCACCCUGCUGCCGGGUCUGUUGAAAACUGUGGUGGCAAAUCGUAAGAUGCCGCUGCCAUUGAAACUGUUUGAGAUUAGCGACGUAGUGCUAACUGCCGAACAUACAGAGGUUGGAGCACGCAACGAGCGACGUCUGUGUGCGGUUAACUGCAACAAGAGUGCUGGAUUUGAGGUGGUUCAUGGUCUGCUGGAUCGUGUCAUGCAGCUGCUCUCUGUGCCCUGGAAGACGGGCGGCGCCGAUAGCGGCUACUAUCUCCAGGCAACUGAAGAUCCCAGCUACUUUCCCGGGCGAUGCGCGAAUGUCAUGUACAACGAGACCGUCAUCGGGAAAAUCGGAGUGUUGCAUCCGAGCGUGCUUCAGGCUUUUGAUUUAACUACACCCUGUUCAGCCGUUGAGUUCACAAUUGAGCCCUUCGUAUAGGCAGCUCAGCUCAUUAGUAACAAUAUCUACACAUAAUUGUUAAAAACUUUCUAAGUCUUAAUAAAUGGUCACAAAACCCGGAAC